Telopea speciosissima is the source of this 2405-nucleotide messenger RNA. RefSeq lists its product as uncharacterized. The transcript is spliced from 6 exons. Bases 501 to 2084 code for a protein of 527 amino acids. Lineage: Eukaryota; Viridiplantae; Streptophyta; Magnoliopsida; Proteales; Proteaceae. The record is from RefSeq and is a predicted model, not a curated record.
AAGUCUUGAUCGGACAAAUUUAAUUGCUCGGAAACUGCCAUUAAUGGCGAUGACGGUUAAAAUGUCUAUUCGUCUCGGUAGUCGACGCCAGUAGAGAGAUCUUGAGAUCUUCUCAAGGCUUCAACAACAGAUUUCAACAUCCAAGUCUUUGUCAGAAAGAAAAAGAUGGUGGAUGCUUUUGCCUUUUGGCUCCUUUUCUAAGAGUUUCUAGAGAGAUCUUGUCCGUUGGUUGCUCCGCUAGGGUUACAGCCUCUAAUCAAUGCAGCUUCAAGAUUACGCCAAUGGAGAUAUCAGUAUAGUUCCGUUAGCUUCGUUUUCUGUGCUACUUUGAAUGCCAAUUGCCAAAGUUCGAGUUCUGGAUCGAAAAGACUCUAGUCAUGGAGCUUUUGCUUCUUCAGUCACUUUUUUGACCCCGAAAUUUAGGCAUGCGGUGUGUGAUAGAUACUUGGUGAGUUGAUGUUUUCAGUUUGUAACAAUUUAGGUGAUUGGUGUUAGUAGGAAUGUCGGAAGUCACAGUAACAAAGACAUGGCGAGAGGAGCUUGCAAGCCUCGUGGAGAACCCAGGGAUAACUUACACCGAUGAUUCAAUUGGAGUCGCACCGGCGGCGGUGGAAAUGACGGCGACUAGUUUCAUUGGUGUUGAGGGACUCGAAAACAAUGCAGUUGAAGCAGAGAGCUUUAAGGAUCAAGUUAAAGGAUUCCUGACGGCCUCCGCCGAAAUGCUGAUUGAGUUGGGUAGAGGUUGCAGGGAUGUGGCGCAGCAGAAUUUUGGGAAUGAAGAUUCGUUUAUUGUGAAGAAGUUCGGUGGGCCUUGGGCAAAGGUUACUAGUAGACUCAGAUUCCUGAACGAUUACUUGCCGGAGGAUCGGGACCCGGUUCACGCCUGGCCGGUGAUUUUUUUGGUUUUCAUUCUCGCACUAUCAGCAUUGAAUGUAAAUACAGGACAGGACAGUUCUGUGCCACAGAUAAAGAAAGUGUUUAUACAUCCUCCUAGUGCUAGUUGUAUACAACUUCCUGAUGGAAGACAUAUUGCAUAUCAUGAUCAAGGUGUUCCAGCUGAACGAGCCAGGUUCUCCUUGAUUGCUCCACAUUCCUUUCUUUCAUCCCGACUUGCAGGAAUACCUGGAGUUAAAGCAUCACUACUGGAGGAGUUUGGUGUCCGCUUGGUAACAUAUGAUCUUCCUGGCUUUGGAGAGAGUGAUCCUCAUCCCAGCAGGAAUCUUAACUCAUCAGCUAUGGAUAUGUCAUACAUCGCGGAUGCCAUUGGUGUCAGUGACAAGUUCUGGGUGAUGGGUUACUCAGUUGGAAGCAUUCAUGCAUGGGCUGCGCUCAGAUACAUUCCUGACAGGCUUGCAGGUGCAACCAUGUUUGCCCCAAUGGUCAAUCCGUAUGAAUCAAGAAUGACAAAGGAAGAGAAGCAAAGGACCUGGGAGAAGUGGACAUCAAGAAAGAAACUGAUGUACUUCUUAGCUCGGAGGUUCCCUAGAUUUCUUGCUUUCUUCUACCACCGCAGUUUCCUAUCUGGGAAGCAUGGUCAAAUUGAAAAAUGGUUAUCAGUGUCACUAGGAAAGAGAGAUAGAGCUUUGGUAGAAGAGCCGACUUUUGAAACAUUUUGGCAGAGGGAUGUCGAAGAAUCAGUGCGUCAGGGAAAUCCCAAACCAUUUAUGGAGGAAGCAGUGUUACAGGUAUCAAAUUGGGGUUUCAGCCUUGCAGACCUUCAAGUGCAGAAGAAGCAGAAAGGAAAAGGCAUCCUCAAUUGGAUAAAAUCGUUGUAUAGUCAACCUGAAAAUGAAUUGAUAGGAUUUCUUGGUCCAAUUCAUAUUUGGCAGGGUAUGGAUGAUCGUGUUGUUCCACCGUCAAUGGCAGACUAUGUGCACCGAGUUUUGCCAGGAGCUACAAUUCAUAAGCUCUCUGGUGAGGGGCACUUCUCCUAUUUCUGUUUCUGUGAUGAAUGCCAUAGGCAGGUAUUUUCUACUCUUUUUGGAGCACCACAAGGUCCACUCAACAUAACUGUGGAAGCAGACCUAACAUCAUUAGAAGAAGUUGAAGAAUUUGACGAGGGCUCUCUGACUGCCAUGCACUGAAGUAUAUCAUAGUUUCCACACUAGUUUCAGGUUAACAAGGAAAAAUGAAUUUCUGUAAAUACCCCUGAUUUGCUUCUUUGCUAAUGGAGGAAAAAGGGAAAUCCCAAAAAUCAAUAAAUUAUUAGUCAAGUCCCAUUUCUGCAGUUAUUCUAGAGCAGGUGAUGAGUGCGAGCAUGGACAGUUUUGGAUGAGGCAUCAAGAGAAGAGGAAAUUGGUAGUAGCUUUAUUAUUUUUUCACACUCUUUCCUUUUCAUGGAAAUGGUCAUUCUGAUUCAUGUACUCAUCUUCAUUCUUCAGUAAAAAGUAACUAUCAUUUCUACU